Molecule: messenger RNA, 1036 nt
Organism: Pipistrellus kuhlii (Kuhl's pipistrelle)
Lineage: Eukaryota; Metazoa; Chordata; Mammalia; Chiroptera; Vespertilionidae
Gene: CUNH18orf32
Product: chromosome unknown C18orf32 homolog
Exons: 3
Coding region: 171-401 (76 amino acids)
Biological process (GO): positive regulation of canonical NF-kappaB signal transduction
Source: RefSeq, a predicted model, not a curated record
GCCCGGCAGCGCCGGCGCGCCGGGUGUGUCGUCAGGCUGACGCAGGCGCGUGUUUGUUGGCCCCUUUCGCGGUGUCCAUUGGCCCGGCUGCGGCAGGUCCCUCCCUCCGGAAGUGCGGACAUUUCCGCUUGUGCUCGGUGGUCGCGGUUCAGGAGCUCCCACCUGGGAAGAUGGUGUGCAUUCCUUGUAUCGUCAUUCCAGUGCUGCUCUGGAUCUACAAAAAGUUCCUGGAGCCAUACAUAUACCCUCUGAUUUCCCCCUUUGUCAGUCGCAUAUGGCCUCGAAAAGCUGUGCAAGAAUCCAAUGAUGCAAGCAAAGGCAAAAUAGACUAUAAGGGGGCAGACAUAAAUGGAUUUCCAACACAAGGAUCGACAGAAAUCUCUGAUAAAAAGAAAGACUGAAGGCACUGACCCAGGGACCUCCUUGUUUUCAAAAUGGACCUGAUAAUGUGAAGCACCUUCUUUGUAAUUGUCUCUGACCUUUUUCUCUUAGACCACAACUCGGGGUGGAUGGUGUAGGUGUUUGCCUGAUACUGAUCAGGAAAUACAUGGUAUUUAUAUUUAGAAUGUAUUUAGUUAUAAUUAAUGAUCUCGUUCCCACGUUCCUUUUUCAUUUACUUAGCUUUAAUAGUAUGAAUAAAUAGGAGGAUUGCGCCAGUAGGCUUUGUUACUAAAUCAGUACCUAAACAUCCUUGGGCUUCUAGCUUCUGUUCAGGCUCUUUGAAUUUGAGUGGAGUGUAUUUUCACUAUGAAACAGUACAGUGAGACUGUGCAGGAAAGUGAAAGGGAGUGUUUGGAGGUGAUAAUGACUUGAAACAUAAAGUUGUAAUUACUGCCCAACACAGUGGAGUCCCUUAUCUGCGAGAGUAGAAAGUACAGCUCUGAAGAAGAUGGCAAAGAUAAGAAAUUGAGGAAAUCUCUUUGGGGAAAAAUGGAACAAUUUUUACAUAAAUGUCUAAUGUAUAUUAUAAAAUUCUAAUUUUUGUUGCAUUCCUUCUAUUCCUACAGAAUAUAUUAAACAUUCAGUUUAGCUUGUG